Acromyrmex echinatior (Panamanian leafcutter ant) is the source of this 1278-nucleotide messenger RNA. RefSeq lists its product as uncharacterized. The record is from RefSeq and is a predicted model, not a curated record. NCBI's taxonomy places the organism in Eukaryota, Metazoa, Arthropoda, Insecta, Hymenoptera, Formicidae.
AUGGCUCUUCCCACCAUUGAGGAAUUGCAGGAGCAGUUGGUGCAGUUGCAAGCGACGCUUCAGCAGGGCAAUGUCGUUUGCGUGGAUUUAUAUACGGUUCCGAAAAUUCCACCGUUCUUAAUCAAAGAUCCGAUGAAAAUUGACGGAGAUAAUGUAACUACCGCAAGGACACUUUUUUUGGCGUGGUCAACAUUAAGCAUUUCUCAACGAGGCAUUCUUGAGACUUCCGAAUGCACGGAUUUAGACAAGCUAGCCAAAAUGGCGGAUAAAAUAACUGAAACCGCGAGAGACUCUGCGCAGUGUGCUGUCAUAUCGUUGUCAGAAUCGAAGCCGUCCGACUUAGUAGCUAGGAUCGACUGUCUAGCCGCCGAUAUGGCCACUCUCACGGCUCGGGUCAAGCGAUCCAGCAGAUCUCAAGCGAGAGCCGAGACAAACAAAAAUCCAUCAGUUUCGUACCUGAUUAUUGGGGUCGACCUGAUUGCACAUUACGGUCUUCUUCCGGACCUUAAGGAUCACAGACUCAUCGAUCCGCAAAACAAUGUGUACGUGUCGGGCAUUGUCAAAUCUAGAAAUACUAAUUCGCAAGCAAGCAAUUUAGAAUUCCUCGGCUUUAUGAUUAACAGCGAAGGUUGUAAACCAACACUCGAAAAGGUUCAGGCCAUUCGCGAGUUUCCAAGGCCUAACACUAUAGUUAAAUUGCGUCGUUUUCUUGGGCUUGUCAAUUUUUAUCGUAGACUACUGCAUGAUGCAGCUACUGUUCAGGCACCACUAAACGAGUACUUUCGCGACUCACGCAAAAACAAAUGGCCAAUCAUAUGGACGCCGGUGGCUCAGGAAGCGUUUAAUAAGUGCAAAGAGAAUCUGGCCGGAGCGACUAUGCUUUCUUCCCCUCCGACGCAGCUGAGACGCGCCGUUUGUGACGCGUCAGAUUUUGCCAUCGAGGCCGCCCUCCAACAAUGCCUCUUGGAAACCUCUCGCGACGGAAUUUCAAGACAGAUCACAAGCCUCUCAUCUACGCAUUCAUGCAACGUUCCGAAAAGACAACACCGGCAACAGAGACAACUGUCGUUCAUCUCGCAGUUCACCACGCGUAUCGAAUACACCACGCGUAUCGAAUACGCCCUAUCGGGCAAUGAUAAUAUCGUGGCGGAUUCCCUUUCUCGCAUCGAAGCCAUCCGCUUACCUACCGAGAUUGAACUAAAUGAGCUUGCACAGCAACAGGAACAAGAAGAGAAGCUCGGUCCAUCCGCGAAUCUCCUAAAUUUCCGCUUACCAUGA